Messenger RNA from Striga asiatica, 312 nucleotides. The record is from the annotation of a GenBank genome assembly. NCBI's taxonomy places the organism in Eukaryota, Viridiplantae, Streptophyta, Magnoliopsida, Lamiales, Orobanchaceae.
AUGUGUUGGGAGCCACUAUCUGAUGAUAUUUUAUAUAAUCAACGGAAAUUAUUGAAUUCUCCAGAAUUGAAUAUUGGCAAGUACGAGAUAAAAAAUUUGGCUCUAUACGAAGUUGAGAAGUCAUUGCGAAGACGUUGGAGGAGUCUACGUGAUUUUAAUUCUAUGCCUUACUCGACUAUUAAUGAUCGUGAGAAUAGUCUUAAUAGGAUGCUGCUUGAUGAACUCAACUAUGAUCGAAAAGCUAUGGCCAUGAACAUGAAAAGCUACUGUCAACAAUGGCUGUUGAACAACAUUUUGGAUAUGAAACCAUAA